GCACAUACUAUGUAAGUUUACAAUUGUUUUCUUGGCGGUUAAGUUUUAUUUUGUCAAGAGAUUUUCACAUCAUUUGUAACUUAUAAUUCUAUUUCAAAUUUAUACAUCGUUACCAUUUACCUUUUUAUGCGGUUUUUAUAAAUAUAAAUUAUUUUAUAUAAAUAAUAGUAAUCAUAGAAAACCUUUAUAUUGUUAUGCACAGUUGUAAUUGACAGGAGUAUUUGGAGAUGUAUGCUGUGAAUAUGUACCUGACUUGUCAUUUCUCUAACCUGUCAAAUUGCGACAUCAACUAGAAGUAAAAAAAUACAAAUUUUUCUAUAGUCAUUUUCAUCAUGUUUCAAUAAAAAAUUUUAUAUUUUUAUACACAUUAACAUUGCAAUUAAAAAUAAUGGGAAUUUUACAAUUAGAAGAACAGCCUGCAAUAAUUCAAGCCAUUUUCGCUGGUAUUAUAGAUGAAGUAAAAGAGCUUAUAGAAUAUAAACAAGAUGUAAAUUGUUUAGAUGAAGAGAAACGUACUCCGCUACAUGCAGCGGCUUACAGAGGAGAGACAGCAAUUUGCUCUCUGCUACUUCAGAAUGGAGCUAAGGUUAAUGCUAAGGACAGUAAGUGGGUUACUCCUUUACAUAGAGCUUGUUCAGUAGGAGCAGAUGGAGUCGUACAAUUACUUCUUAGUUAUCAAGCAGAUGUUAGUGCUAGAAAUAAAUUGUGGCAGACACCAUUACAUAUAGCUGCUGCUUGUGAUGCUUAUAGUUGUGUAGAACAAAUUUUACAUCAUGUCCCAAAUCAAAAUGUGAGAGAUAGAUCCGGGAGAAGUGCACUUCAUUACGCAGCUUACAAUGGACACACUAGCAUUUGUGAACUUUUAAUAUCAAGAAAUUGUAUGGUUAAUGCUUGUGAUAAACGAGAUUAUAGACCUUUACAUUGUUCUGUCCAAAUGGGCCACACUGACACUGCCGAAUUAUUAAUCAAGUAUGGAGCUGACGUAAAUGCUAAAGACAGAAAUCAGUACACACCUUUACAUGUUGCUGCUGCUAGUGAUGUUGAGAGUGUAUGCAGAUUACUAAUAAAUUCAGGAGCUGAUGUGAAUGCACAAAAUGUUUACGGAAAUACCCCUCUACACAUAGCUUGUUUGAAUGGACAAUCAAACAUAGUUCAGGAUUUACUUGAUUCUGCAGCAAAUAAAAACGCUACAAAUUUUCGAGGGCAGACUCCUUUGCAUAUAGCUGCAGCUAGUACACAUGGAAUGGAUUGUUUAUUGGUUCUGUUAAUUUAUGAUGUUGAUAUUAACUAUCAAAGCUUAGAUGGAAGGACUGCCUUACAUAUGACGGCUAUUCAUGGAAAAUUUAUGAGGAGUAAAUCGCUCAUUGAUUAUGGUGCUCAUAUUGAUGUUCCAGAUAAAAAUGGUUGUACACCUCUUCACAUUGCAGCUCAGUAUGGUCAUGAUAUACUAGCUAAUACAUUAUUAAAUUUUGGAGCAAAUCCAUUGAGCAAAGGAUAUGAAGGUAGGACACCCCUUCACAUGUGCUGUCUUUCAGGUUAUGUAGAAUGUGGACGAAAGUUCUUGCAAUAUGUUGUUAAUCUUAAUGAUAAAGAUGAUACUGGCAAAACACCAACUCAUUGUGCUGCUUAUAAAGGAUCAUACGAGUGCCUAGAUUUACUCGUCAGCAAUGGUGCUAAUUUUAGACUAACAGAUAAUCUCCUACGUCUUCCUAUACAUUAUGCAGCAUCUCAGGGUCAUUACCAGUGUGUAUUUACGUUAGUUGGGAUUGGUAGUCCAGUAAAUGAUGUAGAUAUUGAAGGGUGUACUCCUCUACACUUGGCUGCUGCCUACGAUCAUGAUAGUAAAUGUGUCGAUUAUCUCUUAGAUCAUAAAGCAGAUCGAAACAUGAAGGAUAAUAGAGGAUUCACUCCUUUACAUUAUGCAAUAGCUGGUGGUAACAUUAAUGGUGUACGACGACUGUUGAAAAAUGAACAGACUGCCACAGAGAAGAAAGAAGAGGGUGAUGAAAUUAAAAAAAUGAUGGCAAAGUGUUCCGUAGAUAUAACACCAUUACAUCUAGCAGCCAAAUUGGGCAAUUUGGAAAUUUUAAAAAUGGUGAUGCCUUUUUUUCCUGAUGUAAAUAUUAGAACUAAUCAAGGAAUAACGCCCUUGCUGUUGGCAGCAAGGGAAGGACAUGCACAAUGUGUUCAUUUUUUACUUCAUUUUGGUGCCAAAGUUGCUGUAGCUGAUUACAUUAAUAAUAUGACUCCUGUUCAUUAUAGUGCCAAAAAUGGACAUUCACAAUGUUUGAGUUUGUUACUUCACAACAGUGAGGAUGAAAAUGUUGUUAACAUGCUUGAUAGGCAACAUCGAACAGCUUUGAUGCUAGCGGUUUCUGGGAAUAACCUCAAAUGUGUCCAUACAUUAUUGAAGUUUGGUGCAGAUCCAAAUAUAGUGGAUACUGAUGAUCAUUCUUGUCUUUUUAGAGCGGUAGUUAGUGGGCAAGAUGGAGUCGUGGAACUGUUACUGUCCAGUAAUGCAACAGUACAAACAACAGAUAUUAAUGGUAAAACUGUAUUACAUUUGGCAGCAGCAUGUGGACAUCUUAAUUGCAUGCAGAUGAUACUUAAUUAUAUGAGUGAGGAACAAGUAAGAGCUAAGGACAAACAGGAAUGUACUGCUCUUCAUUGGGCUUGUUACCAUGGCUAUGCAAAUUGUGUGGAAUAUUUAUUGGAAAAAAAAAUUUUUAAAGAGCUGGAAGAAAAUUCUUUCUCGCCUAUUCACUGCGCUACUUUUUCAGGGUCAGAUAAGUGCCUAGAAUUAUUAGUCAAUUAUUUUGGAAAGCAAAUAGUUAAUUUGUCGGACCGUAGAAAAAGGACGCCAUUACAUAUAGCAGCUUUACAUGGUCAUGCUGAAUGUGCCAAAUAUUUGAUAGAACAAGGUGCUAAUAUUGAAGUUUCUGAUGAGGAGGGUCGAACGCCUUUCAUAGCUGCUGCUCAAUAUGGACAGACUCAAAUUGUUGAACAUUUAUUAACUUGUAAAAUUGACCCUACUACUUGUGAUAGACUUGGCAAUACCGCGUUGCAUUGGGCAUGCUUGAAAAAGCAUAACCAGACUGCCUUAUUAAUUUUAGAAGAUUGUGAAGGGGAUACAGUUGUCAAUAUAGCAAAUAAAGAUAAAAAAACCCCACUCCACAUUUCUGCAAGAAAUGGUUUAGUAGAUAUAACUCGGGAGCUAUUGAAAAAAGGUGCAUCUGUCGUAGCUGUAGAUAAUGAAGGAAUGACACCUGCUCUAAGUUGUGCUCCUAAUAUUAACGUCGCGCGAUGUUUGGCGUUAAUUUUCCAGACGUUUCCUUCCAUUAACACAGGGGAAGGAGAUCUUCCGAACCAACCCUGUCCUUACCAAAUCUUCUCCCUAACAAAAGAAACUAAGGAUGAAUAUUGUCAGGCUUCCAUUCCGGAACAACAAUUUAAGUAUCCAGUGAAAAAAUGUAUUCCAAACACACAGAGAAAAAAUCCAGUUCACAUAAUUACUGAAGAAAAUUCUGAUUGUUUUAUAAAAGAAAAUGAGGAUGUAAGUGACACUCCUGUGGAUACUACCCCUGAAAAGUUGGGCACUAAUUUACAUAAAUCACAGAGUUGUAUGUCUCUAAUAAAUUCCAAGGAGCUUAAAUUGACUUCAUAUAAAAGGAAACCAUGUAGGGAGUGUUUGAAAUUGCAACACAAAUGUCAGGAAUGUAGCUUAAAAUUGAAUUUGAAAAGACAUCUUAUUGGUAAAACUUCUCGUGAAGAUUUCCAGAAUUUUAUCGCAAAAUGUUUGACAGAAUCGACUCCAGAAUAUCAGCUUUUAUUUAAUAGCAGUUUAGAGAGUGUUGGACGAGAGUUAGGUCUAGAAGAACGGAUAUUCAAGUUUGAUAAAAGUAAACCUAGCUAUUAUCAAAGAAUGCUCAUAAAUAGACAUAAAUUACAUGCAGCAGCCAAGAAAAAUAAGACUAAUAAAUCUGAAAUAUCCACGAAAUCUGAAUUUUUCCUUAAAAACGAUCCGGUAAUAACGCAACUGAUACAAAAUUAUAUAAAUGCCGUCCGAGAUAAUUCUGGACAUUUUUCAGGACAAUCAUGUACAGAUGAAAAGUCAAAUGCAUUAAAAUCAUCAGUAUCUCAACCAAUCAUUCAAGCUAAUGAAAAACAUACAAAAUUGGAAAAAAAUAGGAGUGAAACUCAUAUCGGAAUUUCUAAACAGAUGGAUUUUGAUGAUACUCACAAAAGCAUGGAAAAAAUGUUUAGUAGCCUUGAAGCAGAAUACAGUUUACUUCAGAGGAAAAAGUCAAAAGCGGAGGCGGCUUGUUGUAUUAUUUGAAUAAAAUAUUAAUAAUUUAGCCGUAAAGUAUUUCAGUUGAAAAUAAAAAAAUAGAAUAUCA
This is a messenger RNA of Diorhabda carinulata, 4397 nucleotides long. Its product is annotated as serine/threonine-protein phosphatase 6 regulatory ankyrin repeat subunit A-like. The record is from RefSeq and is a predicted model, not a curated record. The coding region runs from base 389 to 4336 and encodes 1315 amino acids. Gene Ontology annotation, molecular function: protein binding. Lineage: Eukaryota; Metazoa; Arthropoda; Insecta; Coleoptera; Chrysomelidae. The transcript is spliced from 18 exons. Gene Ontology annotation, cellular component: cytoplasm.